AUGGCCGUCUGUCCCACCCCACAGCUGCACCCGCGCUCGCUGCGACGCCGUCUCCUCUACGUCUGCGUCCUGGUGCUGGCCCUCAGCACCAUCUUCCUGGGCUACACGCGCUUCGACAGCAUGACCGAGGCUGCGCAGAAGCUGCAGCCUCUCAAGUCGUUUCUCGAAAACGGCGGUCACGCCAACCAGCAGCAGCAGCAGCAAAAGGGUUGGUCGGGCCAGAGCUUCGCCGACAUCGCCGCUGCGCAGGAGCCCGUGCCGCCCAUGGUCUACGGCACCUACGGCCGCCCGCCGCUGAAGGAUGUGGUUCUCAUCGGCACCCUCGCCGCCGACAAGCUCCCGACCACGUCGCCGUCGUCGCACCGCCUCAUCAUCAUUGGCGAUGUCCACGGGCAGCUCAACGAACUGAAGGCACUGCUUGCCGAAGUCAAGUACGACGCCGCGCGCGGGGACCAUGUCGUGUUCACAGGGGACAUGGUCAACAAGGGGCCCGACAGCGCGGGCGUCGUGGCCCUCGCCAUGGAGAUGGGCGCCAGCGGUGUGCGUGGGAACCACGAGGACCGUAUCCUCCUGUCCUGGGAAAAUUCGCAAACAAAAUACGUCGUCGGGCAGGGCGCAGGGUCCAUCAGCGACCUGAAGGGUACGACGGCCGAGCAGAAGGACGACAUGACGGAGCCGGCGCUCGCAGCGCAGUCCGGCCUCCAGUCCGCCGAGGUCAGCGUCGCCGCGUCCCUGACGCCGGCGCAGCGCAAGUGGCUGAACGGCCUGCCCGCCAUCCUGAAGCUGGGCAAAAUUCCCAACUACGGCGAGACCGUCGUGGUCCACGCCGGUCUGGUCCCGGGCAUUGAGCUGACCAGCCAAGACCCGUGGGCUGUGAUGAACAUGCGCACGCUGCUCUACCCAGCCGAGCAGGUGCGCCGAGAGCGCGUCAAAAAGUUGCUCGAAGAGGUGGCGUCCGAGAGGGCGCGGAAACACGUCCACGUCUCGGACAAGGAGGUCGACGAGGAGAUGGUAGCAUCGCGAGCGCGGGGCGAGGGCGAGAACGAUUACGAAGUCGUGCUGCCCACUGCGGGUCGGGACGGUAGGCCCUGGAGCGAGGCAUGGGACGAGAGCCAAGGGAACAUUGCCCAGGAGGAGAUGAGGACGACGGUGGUGUACGGCCACGAUGCGAAGAAGGGGCUGACCAUCGGCAAGUGGACGUACGGCCUCGACAGCAGCUGUGUCAAGGGCGGAAGCCUGACGGCGGUGGUAUUCGGGCCUAGGAAGGAUAAAGAUGGCCACAAUAGAGUGGGCCACAAUAUCUUGAACUUCCUUGUAGCGCUGGUCUUUGUCUCAGCAAGACAAAAACGCGAGACAGCAUCUUCCGGUUCAGUAAUGUGCCGCCGCCUCCGCCAAAAGGACCGCAAUGGGCGAAGCUUGGACUACGAUGACCUGUGCGAGAGCGAGCUGAUCCGCGCCGUGGCCUGGUUCGGCUGCCUGAGGGACCGCGAACCCAAAUACCCCUACGGACGGGUGUCCAAGCGCCGCUGGCCCAUCAUCACCAGGUGGAUGCAGCUCCGAGGAUAUGGGUUCAGCCAGGCCAUGCUCCAGUAUAUGUGGAGGAGCAGGGUGACGAGACGGCUCAACCUCAACAAGAACGACGCCAUUCGCAGGGCGACAAGCGACAACUUGCCCCUGCAGAUCGCCAGGCUGGUCGGGAUCGAGGUCGACGGCGUCACGAACAACAACCCUAUCCCGGACGCCCCGGACCCCUCCGCCGAGCUGCCCCCAUGGCCAAAGGGCAAGGAAGCUGGCGGGAUGCUGCCCCCUGCAUUGAUUCGAAUGCCUCGGUCGCUGGGCAUCUCCCAGGUGCCUCCGUCCACCUCCGCAGCGCAGGGCAAGGGAGCAAGCGGAGUGACUCAGAGCGGCACCCAGACUCAGGACACCAUUAAUCUGACGCAGACGGGAGCUCAGGGGGCUGUAUAUUCUCAAGCCGCCCCCGGCAGAACGACGAUUAUACUGCCGGCCACCAAUGCCAACAACGCAAAUCAGCCUAGUAGAAUUCAUAUCAACAAUAGCAACGGCGCCAACCCCUUUCUGCAUUCCCAGUACGCGACGGUUCCGCCCUGGGACUUCAACGGAGCGCAAGGGCCUUCGGACUCUGCCCCUUUCCCUCCACCAGGUCCGCCGAAUGCGGACGGCACCGGGUUUGCCGCAGGCUUUCCGGGGUUCCAGCCUCCGUUCCAGACGGCCAGCAAGCACUACGAAGAACUCCAGGACAUCCAGCGCACGUUCCAGGACAUGACCGAGGCCCAGCGCGACGCCGUGCGCAUCUCGCUGCGGCUGGCGGGCCGCGCCAUGGGCAACGUCUACGUGCGCGGCGGCUACGACGUGGCGACCUGGGCCAUGAUCGACGACCAGCUGCGCUGGCAGUACGUGAUCCUGCGCAUGGUGUCGGAGCAGCGCGGCGACAAGGCCGCCGCCGCCACUACCAGCAGCAAUGACCAUGACAACGACAACAGUGUCCCCAGCGCAGGCGCGGCCGCCACGGCUCCGGCUCCGGCCCCGACCGCGCCCGAGGCUGACCUGUCGGCGUGGAAGGCGAAGCCGUUCGACGAGUCGCGCCUGGGCGAGGGCGUCGGCACCGAGGACGACUCGGACAUCAGCCUCGAUGGACUGCCGACGCGGCACGCGGGGGCGGCGUCGUCGAACCCUUUCUUGGCGGCUGCCGGGAGGGGCGCGCCUGUGGUUGACGCUGACGAGCAGUACCGCCUGGAUAUAAGCUCCGACUCGGAGAUCCGCGAUGACUUUGUGGGCCUGGACGAGGAAGAGGAGGAGCAAGAAGAAGAGGAAGAGGAGGACGAAGACGAAGAGCCGCCGCCACAGCUGAAGAAGACGAAGAACCCCUAUGCGGUGUCCAGCCACCACGAACCAACGGCCGAGAGCAAGAGGUCGAGACUCCGCGAGCUCUUCAGAAUGACCCACAUGCCGUCGAGGACGGAUCUCUUCGGCAGGCCCCGGGGCCCGCUGCAGGGGACCGGGGACAGGGGCAAAGACGCGGCCAAGAUCGGGCUUGUAAAGCGUUACAGCACAGGUGUUGUCCGCAGGUAG
This is a messenger RNA of Neoarthrinium moseri, 3090 nucleotides long. RefSeq lists its product as uncharacterized. Gene Ontology annotation, biological process: polyphosphate catabolic process. The transcript is spliced from 6 exons. The record is from RefSeq and is a predicted model, not a curated record. Bases 1 to 3090 code for a protein of 1029 amino acids. Lineage: Eukaryota; Fungi; Ascomycota; Sordariomycetes; Amphisphaeriales; Apiosporaceae. Gene Ontology annotation, molecular function: endopolyphosphatase activity; phosphatase activity. Gene Ontology annotation, cellular component: cytoplasm.